CUAACUACUCACAGGGCUGCAUCCGGCAACGAUGUCUCGUCUAUUGUCGCGGACUUUGUAAACUCCCUCAGAGGCGGCGACCUCAGCAGCGGAUCAGAACCACAAAAGUCAUCAGACUCCUUCACAACUCUCCUCGAUCUCCUCUGGCCCUCGCAUACCAUCCCAACUGUCGAGAAGGGAUCCGAGACUCUCAUUGACGCCCUAUGCGCACAACUACCCACUACUCCAUUCCUCCUUGAAGCCGAUGUCGAGGAUGUCGAUCAAAUCGACCCCAACUCCGAGACUGCACAGAUGGCCAUCCAAACGCUCGACCAGGAGCAGAAAAUCGAUGUCUUGAAGCGCAUUCUGAGGGCGCCGCAACUUAGGGCAGCGCUGGGCAGUUUGACGGAAGCGCUACGAACUGGUGCAUUGCCGACUGUCAGCCAAGCGCUGAAAAUUGAUGUUGAGCAUGGGGGUUUUAUGAGGGGCGGUGCGAUGCCGUUGGGAGGCGGAGAGGCGGUCAAGGCGUUUUUGGAGGGAGUGAAGAAGACGGUCGAGAAUGAGGAUGAUGAAGAUGUGGAGGACGAGAUGGAUACGAACUGA
Messenger RNA from Cucurbitaria berberidis CBS 394.84, 582 nucleotides. RefSeq lists its product as uncharacterized. The transcript has a single exon. Lineage: Eukaryota; Fungi; Ascomycota; Dothideomycetes; Pleosporales; Cucurbitariaceae. The annotation marks the transcript as partial. The record is from RefSeq and is a predicted model, not a curated record.